Pestalotiopsis fici W106-1 is the source of this 327-nucleotide messenger RNA. RefSeq lists its product as uncharacterized. NCBI's taxonomy places the organism in Eukaryota, Fungi, Ascomycota, Sordariomycetes, Amphisphaeriales, Sporocadaceae. The transcript has 3 exons. The coding region runs from base 1 to 327 and encodes 108 amino acids. The record is from RefSeq and is a predicted model, not a curated record.
AUGAAGUUCUUUCUGAUCACCGCCGCCCUUGCCAUCCCGGCCCUUGCCUUACCGGAGCCAAUGCCCGAGGCCGUCUCCCUGGAGGGCAGAGAUAACGUCAAGUUGAACCACAACCACGACAGGAACAUUCUUUUCCACGCUGCGCCUGUCUCCGGCAGGUGCUACGCGCUGGACGACAAGACUGGAGCCUUCUUCUACAAUACUGGAGGCUUUUGGCAGUCCUACUCAUACGAUGGUGGUGCAUGCACUGGCACUGCCCACCAGCUCCAGCGCUACACCGGUCGCUGCGUCGAGAGAGGAUCCCAGAACUCUGUCAAAUUCGCUUAG